Messenger RNA from Lolium rigidum, 1441 nucleotides. Its product is annotated as metal tolerance protein 5. Gene Ontology annotation, molecular function: manganese:proton antiporter activity. Gene Ontology annotation, biological process: monoatomic cation transport; transmembrane transport. The record is from RefSeq and is a predicted model, not a curated record. NCBI's taxonomy places the organism in Eukaryota, Viridiplantae, Streptophyta, Magnoliopsida, Poales, Poaceae. The transcript has 6 exons. Gene Ontology annotation, cellular component: membrane. The coding region runs from base 16 to 1236 and encodes 406 amino acids.
ACUUAGGGUUCGGGAAUGGCGGCCGGUGCGGGAGGCGCGGACGGCGAGGAGCUCCGGCUGCUCUCCGCCGCAGAGGCCGGCGACGUCGGCGCGGGCGCGCCCGCGGCGGAGAAGUCCUGGCGCCUCAACUUCGACGGCCUCCGCCCGCCGGAGGCGCGCCAGGAGCGGCCGCCCCGCGGGCUCCAACACCACUGCCUCGGCGUCCUAGGUCAAGGCCCUGAGGACGUCGUCGCUGAAUACUACCAACAGCAAGUGGAAAUGCUAGAGGGUUUUAAUGAAAUGGAUGCGCUAACAGAUCGUGGUUUUCUUCCUGGAAUGUCCAAGGAAGAGCGUGAACAGAUUGCCAGGAGUGAAACAUUAGCCAUCCGGCUAUCUAACAUCGCGAACAUGGUUCUUUUUGCUGCAAAAGUGUAUGCUUCAGUUAGGAGUGGCUCGCUUGCGAUUAUAGCUUCCACUUUGGAUUCUCUUCUGGACUUGUUGUCAGGAUUUAUCUUGUGGUUUACUGCCUUUUCUAUGCAAACACCAAAUCCCUACAGAUACCCAAUUGGUAAAAAGCGUAUGCAGCCCCUGGGAAUACUUGUCUUUGCCUCUGUUAUGGCAACUCUUGGUCUUCAAAUCAUCUUAGAAUCGACACGCUCACUGAUAUCUGAUGGAGGUGAAUUCAGCUUGACAAAUGAGCAGGAAAAGUGGGUUGUAGACAUUAUGCUCUCAGUAACGCUGGUGAAACUUGCUCUAGCUUUAUAUUGCCGCACAUUCACCAAUGAAAUUGUCAAGGCUUAUGCGCAGGAUCACAUGUUUGAUGUUAUGACAAAUAUAAUUGGCCUUGUAGCUGCAUUGCUCGCAAAUUACUUUGAAGGAUGGAUUGACCCAGUCGGUGCAAUUAUUCUAGCGAUCUAUACAAUCAGGACCUGGUCGAUGACGGUGCUAGAAAAUGUCCACUCCCUGGUUGGCCAAUCGGCUUCACCAGAAUACCUUCAGAAGCUGACAUAUCUAUGCUGGAACCACCACAAGGCCGUUAGGCACAUCGAUACCGUGCGCGCCUACACCUUCGGCUCCCACUACUUUGUGGAGGUGGACAUCGUGCUGCCCUCGGCCAUGCCGCUGCGUGAGGCACACGACAUCGGCGAGGCCCUGCAGGAGAAGCUGGAGCGCCUGCCGGAGAUCGAGCGUGCGUUCGUCCACCUCGACUACGAGUUCACUCAUAGGCCUGAGCACGCACUGUCCCAUGACAAAUAGCUCAGGCGCCAGGUGAAGUUGUGUACAGAUGUGUGGCGGAACUAUUUAUGUUUGGCCAUGACAGCUCCGGAAAUCCGGUGCUCUUCAGCCAUCGGCAUCAGUGAAGCACGCGAUUGAAAUGUGCAUUUCUUGGGUGCUAGUUUUGAAUUGUCUUGGGACGUACAGUAUAUCUGAAAAUCCUAUACCUACAUCACUGCAUCUUUUA